AUGGGGAACAGUCACAGCCAGAUCAAUGCUGCCUCAGCUGCCACGGUCGUUGUGUCCGGUCUGGUGCUGUAUGGCCUCUGGUUGGCGUUGUAUCGGCUCUAUCUCUGCCCUCAGGCCAAGUUCCCAGGACCGAAACUGGCUGCUCUGACGUACUGGUACGAAGUCUACUACGACAUCGUCAGUAAGAAUGGAGGCGGGCAGUUCACCUUCGAGAUCAAGCGCAUGCACGAGAAAUACGGACCGGUGGUGCGCAUCAACCCGACGGAGCUGCAUGUGGACGAUCCGAACUACUACAAUGAGAUCUACUGCAACAGCACUUCGGCCAGGCCCAUCGACAAGAUCGAGAAGCAUAAAUAUCGCUUCAACAUCCCCGAUGCCACCUUCAGCACGGUCCCUGCAGAGCAUCAUCGCCUGCGACGUGCGGCUAUCGCCCCCUUCUUCUCCAAGGCGCGCGUUCGGAACCUCAAUGGCAACCUGCAAAAGAUCAUUGAUCGCAUCUCCCAUCGUCUCGCCACCGAGUAUGCAGGCUCUGGGUGUGUGUUCAACAUUAUCAACAUGUGGUCCAGCAUGACGGCCGAUGUCAUCACCGAACUGGCCUUUGGCCGUUCCGCCGACUUUUCAGCGGCGCCGGAUUUCCUAUCGCCCUUCACAGCAUCUAUGUCUAACCUGGCAUUUGCUGCUCAUUAUAACACGCAUUUCGGGUUUCUGCCCGAGCUGAUGAACUGGCUUCCCGAUGGGCUGGUCGGUUCUUUGGUACCCUCCUUCAAACCGAUCUUGGACUAUCGAACAGCAACUCGCCAGCAACUCCGGCAAAUUCUGUCCUCCAAGAAAGACACGGCCAAAGAGUCGGCCACUCCGACUAUCUUCCACGAUAUCCUGACUGGGCAUUUGCCUCCUGAGGAGCUGACUCUGAAACGACUCACCGAGGAAGCCACCAGCGUCAACGGUGCCGGGAUGGAGACGGUCACCUGGACGCUGUCUGUGGCAUGUUUCCAUAUUCUCGAUCAGCCCGCGGUACUGGCUCGCCUGAAGACGGAGCUGCAGGAGGCCAUGCCGAAUCCCCAAGAGAUCCUGCCGUCGGAUCAGCUGGAGAAGCUGCCGUACCUGUCGGCAGUAGUCUCAGAAGGAUUGCGUCUUGGUUACGGUGCCGUUCAGCGACUGCCUCGCGUAAACCGUCGGGCUGUGUGGAAAUACGGCGAAAUGGAAAUCCCGGCCGGAGUGCCCGUCAGCAUGGAUGCUUACCAUAUGCAUUCUAACGAGGCCGGGCCGGACGGCGUGCAUCCCCUGUCGCACUAUCUGGUGCCAUUCAGCCGAGGGUCGAGGGCCUGCAUCGGCAUGCAUCUGGCUUACAUGGAGCUGUUCAUUGCCCUAGCCACCGUGUUUCGUCGACACCAGUUUGAGCUAUUCGAAACGGACCGCAGUGAUGUCGACUUUGCUAAUGAUCUUGUCCGGCCGAUGCCCAAAUGGGGUAGCAAAGGUGUCCGGGUGAUGGUCAAGCAAUAG
Aspergillus tanneri is the source of this 1503-nucleotide messenger RNA. RefSeq names its product cytochrome P450. The transcript has 4 exons. Lineage: Eukaryota; Fungi; Ascomycota; Eurotiomycetes; Eurotiales; Aspergillaceae. The record is from RefSeq and is a predicted model, not a curated record. Gene Ontology annotation, molecular function: monooxygenase activity; oxidoreductase activity, acting on paired donors, with incorporation or reduction of molecular oxygen; heme binding. The coding region runs from base 1 to 1503 and encodes 500 amino acids.